GAUUCCACCAGGUGGUUUCCAAGGGCCAACCUACUAGGUUGAAAUCUGACACUGACAGCGACUCCCUGGGAGCUGCUGCGCUUCGCUCAACAGCGAACCAGGAAAUGCGCAAACCUCUUUAUGUCGGAACACCAGCUGGGCUUCCUGGGAGACACAUCCGCCAUGGGAAACAGGCUGUGCUGUGGGGGAAGCUGGAGCUGCCCAUCAACUUUCCAGAAGAAAAAUAAAACAGGGAGCCAAGCAAGACCCACAUUGAGCAUACUGAAGCAGCAACAGCAGCAGCUGUGUCAGAACAACACAAAGGACUGUGGAACAACAGGACCAAUGUACGAGCAAGUGUUACACCGGCCUGUAUCUCAAAAGAAAAGCUCAGACUCCGCAUCGGAGGAGAGCCACUUGCAUUAUGCGGACAUUCAUGUGCUCAGCCAGCUGCAGCCGUACUCUAGCAAGCAGGUGAAACACCGGCAUGUAGACACCGCUACAGAGUACGCCACUCUUCGCUUCCCUCAGGCCACACCUCGGUACGACAGCAACCACGGAACCCUGGUGUGAGUCCUUGGAAGGAAGUACUGGUUUCCACAAUUUUACAGUUCUGUGGGGGACAGUCUACUGCUUUUCGAGAACAGGGGUGUUGGCCAUUUUUCAAUCUCAAAGGACACCAGAACAUCGGUGAAUCUUUUGGUUUGCCACUGUUAUUGCGGAGUUGUGUGGUAAGGCUAGGCAGGAUGAGUACCAAAAAAAAAAAAAAAAAAAAAAAAAAAAAAAAAAAAUUUAAGUGUGUAAAACAGUCGUCCUUUGACCCCUAAUAUUAUUUGAACUCUCAAAUGCAACAAGAACCCUGUAUGUA
This is a messenger RNA of Alexandromys fortis (reed vole), 847 nucleotides long. It is a transcript of the gene CUNH11orf52, whose product is annotated as chromosome unknown C11orf52 homolog. The transcript has 4 exons. The record is from RefSeq and is a predicted model, not a curated record. Gene Ontology annotation, cellular component: extracellular exosome. Lineage: Eukaryota; Metazoa; Chordata; Mammalia; Rodentia; Cricetidae. The coding region runs from base 121 to 552 and encodes 143 amino acids.